This is a messenger RNA of Centropristis striata (black sea bass), 4788 nucleotides long. Its product is annotated as RAC-beta serine/threonine-protein kinase-like. Bases 206 to 1645 code for a protein of 479 amino acids. The transcript is spliced from 14 exons. Gene Ontology annotation, biological process: protein phosphorylation. Gene Ontology annotation, molecular function: protein serine/threonine kinase activity; ATP binding. The record is from RefSeq and is a predicted model, not a curated record. Lineage: Eukaryota; Metazoa; Chordata; Actinopteri; Perciformes; Serranidae.
GAAGAGUUGAGGUGUUCUGCUGGAGGCCUGCUGGAUCUAUCCUGUCACAACUGCUUUGGAAAAUGAGCAACGUGGGAUAAAGUCAGUAAAAUGUGCCAUUCAGAUUUGAUGAUUUUAACUGAGAUUUGACACGGCCAAAAGAGAAAUUGCCUGGUCCUCAGCCCACCCUGCUGUUCCUGACCCCCGCUGAAACACAUCUGUCACCAUGAAUGAAGUUAACAUAGUCAGAGAGGGCUGGCUUCACAAAAGAGGUGAAUAUAUCAAAACAUGGAGGCCCAGGUAUUUUAUCCUGAAGAGUGACGGGUCCUUCAUCGGCUACAAGGAGAAACCUGAUAUAAACGACCAGACUUCACCACUCAACAACUUCUCAGUGGCAGAGUGCCAGUUAAUGAAGACUGAAAGACCCAAGCCCAACACAUUUGUCAUUCGUUGCCUACAGUGGACCACAGUCAUUGAACGCACCUUUCACGUGGACAGCAAUGAGGAACGAGAGGAGUGGAUGCGGGCAAUCCAGUCAGUUGCAAAUAGUCUAAAGAUGCGGGAACAGGAGGAGGAGGAACCAAUGGAUAUGUUUGGCUCACCCAGCGAAAGCAGCCUGGAGGAGAUGGAAGUGUCGCUUUCCAAGAACCGCUCCAAAGUGACAAUGAGUGACUUUGAGUACCUGAAGCUACUUGGGAAGGGGACAUUUGGAAAAGUGAUUCUGGUUAAAGAGAAGUCCACCGGAGUACAUUAUGCAAUGAAAAUACUGCGCAAAGAGGUCAUCAUAGCCAAGGAUGAGGUGGCCCAUACAGUUACAGAAAGCAGAGUGUUACAAAACACACGACACCCCUUCCUCACGACACUGAAGUAUGCCUUCCAAACCCACGAUAGACUCUGUUUUGUAAUGGAAUAUGCCAAUGGGGGCGAGCUCUUUUUCCACCUGUCACGGGAAAGAGUGUUCACAGAAGAUCGGGCACGCUUCUACGGGGCAGAGAUUGUGUCAGCACUCGAGUACCUCCAUUCACGUGACGUUGUUUACCGUGAUCUGAAGCUGGAGAAUCUGAUGCUGGAUAAAGAUGGACACAUCAAAAUCACUGAUUUUGGCCUUUGUAAGGAGGGCAUUACCCCUGAUGCUACCAUGAAAACCUUUUGUGGUACUCCUGAAUAUCUGGCACCUGAGGUCCUAGAAGAUAAUGACUAUGGCCGGGCAGUGGACUGGUGGGGUCUCGGUGUCGUCAUGUAUGAGAUGAUGUGCGGCCGUCUGCCUUUCUACAACCAGGAUCAUGAGCGUUUGUUUGAGCUCAUCCUCAUGGAGGAGAUCCGCUUCCCCAGGAAUCUUUCCCCUGAGGCCAAGUCCCUGCUGGCUGGCCUGCUCAAGAAGGAUCCCAAACAGAGAUUGGGUGGAGGUCCCAGUGAUGCCAAAGAAGUCAUGACUCACAAAUUUUUCAUCACCAUCAACUGGCAGGAUGUGGUCCAGAAGAAGCUCACCCCACUCUUCAGACCGCAAGUGACAUCAGAGACGGACACCCGGUAUUUUGAUGACGAGUUCACAGCGCAGACCAUCACACUCACUCCUCCAGACAAGUAUAACAGUCUGGAUUGUGAGGAUCCUGGCCAGCAAGCACAUUUCCCGCAGUUCUCCUAUUCUGCCAGCAUAAGAGAGUGAUAGCAUCUCUCCCACACACACACACAAAAACACAUGAGGCAUGAAUACCUUGGCUACAUCCUUACAGCUAUAAAAUGACCAGAACCUCCAUAUUAAAUGAGGUUUUAGUUUGUCAGGAUCAAAGUGCCUCAGCUGGCAGUCAUACUGUUCUUAAGAACCCCCCUUCAUUCACACUACAGACAAAGCCUGGUCACACUGGCUGUACCAUAACAAACUGGACUUCAGUACCUCACAGUCAUCAGCACAACUCAACAACACAAUGACUGUAGCACCUUUGGAUGGCCUAUAAACAACUACUGCUGCUUUUUUUUCAGAUUGUAAAUCACAGAUGAUUUUUAACACUCUCCUUUUUAUGGUCUUUAUGGAAGCCAUAGAGUUCCUUCAUCAUUUUUCAAGUGCUCUUCUUCAGAACUAGCUGUUACCAUUGGUGAUAGAUGGUUUGUAUAUGAGGGAAGAAGAAGGGGAAGGGGGGGCAGUGUGUUGGUGGUUUUUCUGUUAAGUGUGUGUGUCUGUGUGUCUCUUACUGCUUGAGUUUUUUUUUCUUUUUUGAGAAAAGGGGGGGGGGGGGCAGCAAAUCCAGACUGAAUGUCAUCAGUGUUGUCAGAGUAAGUCUGUGAGUGCAUGAGGUUUUGUGUGUCUCAAUGCAACACUUGCCUAAUUUGCAUCAGGAACAACAGAUUAAUUGAAACGAUGAUCCAAGUGUCACUUGAGUGACAAAGACAUACUGUCCUUUGUAAACUGUAUGCAAUGAAAACAAAUCACUUGUUUAUUAGUUUGAUCUUUGUUAUCAGACCGGUGUGACGCCUCAGUUACCGGGAAUUGGGAAUACCUUAAUGCACAAGCUGUAUGUUAUUUUAUAAAAUGGCUUUUAAUCCUAACACAUUUUUUUUUUAUCUUUCUUGAUCAGAAAAAUACACAUCAUCCAUGUGAUUUAAGGUGCUUCAAAACCCUUAGUGAUGUAAAGCAAUCCUAAUUUUUCUCUGAUGGACCAUGCUCAUAAUGAUCACUGGAUUGGCAUCAGAUAUGGGAUGAGAACACUGACCAAAAUCGAUCACUUGUAAUGAGACCUGCACGUGCACUGAUCAAACACCCGCGCUCGCAUAUUGUUUUUUAAAGCGUUUUCAAAUCACUCGCGAGCUAUAUAAGUUACAAAAACAUAUCAGUUAAUGUAGGCAAUAGCUUAUAUUUUUCCUGCAUGAAUGCUCAAGCACGUUUUUUUUUAUAAUUUAAUGAAUUACGUUUAUAAUUUUCAGGGACAAAGAAUUACAUCUAGAAUAUGAACAAAACAAAUUGACCGAAAUAAAAAAUGUACAGUCUAUGUGUGCAACAGGAUCCAAGUUAGGCUACAAAAAAUGAUCAGCGUUUUAUUAGAUUAAUGUCAAUGAUGGAGGAAACAAAGGACAGUGCUCAGACAAGCAUAUUGAAUUACAUUGACCUGUGUGACACUUUGCAAACAUUCAAGUCAAGGCAAUAUGUAGCAUCAAAUCACAAUCCAUGUUAUUCAGGCAUUCAGGGCUGUGAGAUUUGUCCCGUUUGUCCUCGUGGUGCUGCCUUGCCUUGCUGUCUAAUCGGCGAAGUUGCUCAACCAAUUAUAUUAGGUACAAUGGUGAUUGACGUGCCCCCCCAGGCUAGGGGGGGCUUAAACUAGGGGCGUUCCCAGUGGCACACCUGGUACAGCGCGUACCAUAGAGGCAUUGUCCUCGUAAGCGGGCGGCCCGGGUUCAAAUCCAACUCGGAGCCCUUUCCCGCAUGUCUUUCCCUCUGUCUACCCCUUCACUCUGUCCUAUCAAUAAAGCCCAAAAAUGGCCCAAAAAAUAUCUAAAAAAAAAAAAAAAACCUAAACUAAACUGUGCAAGCAGGUGAAAGUAUAGCGAGCGGACUGUGCACGCGCAAAGCGUGUUUUUCUCCUCGCAGGUUUCAAUAUUGAUCUAGGGAGCAGAGAUGCAGGAUCCAAAAUAGCUCGCGAGUGAUUUGAAAUCGCUCGAAAAUACAAUAUGUGAGUGCGGAUGUUUGAUCUGCACGCGCGCAGGUCUCAUUACGAGUGCGCGAUUUAUGUCAGUGUUCUAAUCCCAUAAUCAGAGCUCAUUAUUUUGACACUUCAUGUAAAUAUGUCUCUUGUGCAAAAGAUGUUGAUUAUCAAAACUGAGAUACCAAAAGCUUUAGUCAAGUUUCUGGUCCGAAAGUCCUGUUGACUUCUUCUGACUUCACAUAGUUUCUAAUUAACAUCAAAUUUAGACUAUUUAAUUAUAACAAUGUUCAUGCAUUGUUGCAUGUUUUUAGACAACCUUGAACAUUGGAGAACUGAAUUCAGCACUUUUAAAGUACAUGUUCAUAUUGGGAGAGUCGUCCUUUAUCAUUGAAAGCUACAUAAUAAUAAGUACGGUUUAAUGUGUCUUUUAUAACCUACCAUUUUAAACUUUACCUGCUUGAGACUUUACAAGUUUGAAGUUGCGGCUAACAGUUCACAAGUUGGUGUAUUUGUCAUCUCUUUUUAAAUAUUCUUGAGGUUCCAGUGGAUCCACAUCACUGCUGCAUUUUGGGCGUGCUACUAGGUUUUCUUGAACAUAUUUUAGCUGGCGCUGAGAAAUCAUAGGGAGCUGUGUAUAUCAUGAACCUGGUCCAUUGUGAGAUUUUAUGUUUGAGUGCAAUGGUGACUUGCAAGGAUCUCUUUUUCUUAUUUUCAAUCCUUACCAUCUAUUAUUGAUCACGACACAACAUUAAAUGGAAAAGGGGGAGAUGCAUCCAUUGACAAUACUGGGUAUUAUACUAUAAAAUGCACCAAACAUUGUAUUGGUGCUACACUGUUGAGUCACUGGUAAUAGGUAAAGAGCUGGUGCAGACAACCUGCUCUACUUCCUGUGGCUCACAGAGCCUUUUGUGGCCUGUGCUUUUGUCAACUAAUUUCAGUUAAUUUUGUUUUUGUCUUGGUUUUCUGAUGGUUUUACUCCUUGAGUUGCUGUUUUCCUGCAUCCCUACUGUACCCUAAACCUCCUUCACAUAGUCUCAAAUUAAGUAAAAUCAUAAUAGUUGAAAGAAGUGUAUGAUUUCAGUUACAUAUUUUAUUCAGGCAAUUCAUUUCUAUUUGUCUUGGAAUGUAAUUCUGAAAGACAGUCAUCCAAUACAUGUUUGUAACUGUCAUAAUA